AUGAUUUCGAUUGUAAGAAACCUUUUAUAUUCCCGUGUUCCCGCAGCUGGCAUACGUUGUCUUGCAACAGAGGCAUCAACAGCGGCAACCACCACAAGCCAAGAUGUUGCUACUACCCCAUUGCCUCCUACUUUAGCCGAGGAAAGGGAUAAACUUUAUAGUAAAUUAGAAAUUGAAUUGAGAGGUAUUGAUCCCGCCGUACUGAAAAGUUAUUCCUGGUUUGCUACCACUGCAGCUAAUCAUUUGGACAUUGAAGUGGGAAAAUGCUGGUCACCACGAAAAGCCCACAAGGAACGUAUGACAUUAUUGAAAUCGGUACAUAUUUAUAAAAAACAUCGUGUUCAAUAUGAAAUUCGUACAUAUUUCCGUUAUAUGAAUUUCCACAAACUAACCGGAUCAACAUUGGAUACCUUCUUAGAGUAUAUUGAACGUAAUUUGCCUGAAGGUGUUGCACUAAAUGCUACAAAGACCGAAAUACAAGAAAUACCCGAGCAUCUACGGGAUAUUCCCAGUGAAAGUUAAAUA
Molecule: messenger RNA, 525 nt
Organism: Musca vetustissima
Lineage: Eukaryota; Metazoa; Arthropoda; Insecta; Diptera; Muscidae
Gene: mRpS10
Product: small ribosomal subunit protein uS10m
Exons: 3
Coding region: 1-522 (173 amino acids)
Cellular component (GO): mitochondrion; mitochondrial small ribosomal subunit
Source: RefSeq, a predicted model, not a curated record